AUGGCCAAGAAAGCGAAGUCACGCACUAUUUCCGUGCGCCUCAUCUCGAUGGCGAUGACGGGUUACUACCGCACGAUGAUCCGGCCUCGUGUCCACCGACCGCUUUCUAUGUUGAAGUACGAUCCUGUUGUUAAGAAGACGGUUCUUUUCCUUGAGGCGACCAAAGGUGGAAAGGCGAAAUAA
Molecule: messenger RNA, 183 nt
Organism: Penicillium odoratum
Lineage: Eukaryota; Fungi; Ascomycota; Eurotiomycetes; Eurotiales; Aspergillaceae
Product: mitochondrial 54S ribosomal protein bL33m
Exons: 2
Coding region: 1-183 (60 amino acids)
Biological process (GO): translation
Cellular component (GO): mitochondrion
Source: RefSeq, a predicted model, not a curated record